UUGACCACCAUGUUGAUUAACAAUAAGUGAGCCUUGCAGUCUUGCUUUUGAUAUAAAUUAAAAUAUACCAUGCCAAGCAUUCACUUUCUCUUUUUCUACAUAAAAUCAUUUAAGUAAACAUUAUAAAGCCUUUUAUACGUUUUCGGGAUGUUGUUUAUGGUAUCAAUUAAUGUAAUGUAGAGUGACCUAAUUGGUAAGUAACGAAUAUAAUGGCCGGCACACAUUUGGGAAAUUUACAUAUCUGUCGGUGGUUGCUAGGGGAAGUGACGUCACUGACCAACCCGCUUUCACGACGAAGGAAAAAAAACUAGCCUUACGAUUCGGGUGAGCUGAAAGAGUACUGCUGAGAGGUUUAAAUCCAUCCUAAUCCUCUCGUUUUUUUGAUUAAAAUGACAUUUCAAAGAUUUAGAACAUAAACUACGCUCUUUGUACUAUCGAUUGAUACCAAAAUUAUAAGUCUUCGUUUCUCGGACAAAGAAAAAAGGGAUGGUGAAUUUUGGAUUGUUCAGAAGAGACCGAUUCUGGGAAAGAAGAAUUGAGAAUUAGUAGAUUGUCAAACACUUAAGGAAAGUGGUAAAAUAGACAAUAGGUGGAAACCUAAGUGUAUUUAAGACAAGGAAACGUUGAAUUUAGCCAGCGACAAAAUGGAACUUCGAGUGGGGAACCGAUACAGACUAGGCAGAAAAAUCGGAAGUGGAUCGUUCGGUGACAUCUAUUUAGGCACGGAUAUUUCUGUGGGUGAAGAGGUUGCCAUUAAGUUGGAAUGCGUGAAGACCAAGCACCCCCAGCUCCACAUCGAAAGCAAGAUCUACAAAAUGAUGCAAGGAGGAGUGGGUAUUCCAACUAUAAAAUGGUGUGGAGCAGAAGGUGACUACAAUGUAAUGGUGAUGGAGCUGCUGGGACCCAGCCUGGAGGAUCUCUUCAACUUUUGCUCCCGCAAGUUUAGCCUCAAGACUGUCCUGCUCCUUGCCGACCAGAUGAUUAGUCGCAUUGAGUACAUUCACUCCAAGAACUUCAUCCACAGAGAUGUGAAGCCAGAUAACUUUCUGAUGGGGCUGGGCAAAAAGGGCAACUUGGUGUAUAUUAUUGACUUUGGCCUGGCUAAGAAAUAUCGUGACGCCCGCACUCACCAGCACAUCCCCUACCGCGAGAACAAAAACCUGACUGGAACUGCACGAUACGCCUCAAUCAACACCCAUCUGGGGAUUGAGCAGUCAAGGCGUGACGAUCUGGAGUCCUUGGGCUAUGUCCUUAUGUAUUUUAAUUUGGGCUCCCUCCCUUGGCAAGGCCUGAAGGCUGCCACCAAGAGGCAAAAGUAUGAACGCAUUAGUGAGAAGAAAAUGUCCACCCCCAUUGAGGUUCUAUGCAAGGGAUACCCAUCUGAAUUUGCAACCUACCUGAAUUUUUGCCGUUCCCUGCGCUUUGACGACAAACCAGACUACUCAUACCUACGGCAGCUUUUCCGGAACCUUUUUCACAGACAGGGAUUCUCUUAUGACUAUGUGUUCGACUGGAAUAUGCUCAAGUUUGGAGCUAACCGUGCAGCAGAAGAGGCAGAGAGAGAGCGCCGUGACCGGGAAGACAGGCUAAGACAUGGCAGGAACCCAGCAACCAGAGGAGUACCUGCUGCAUCGGGGCGACCUCGGGGAGCCCAAGAUGGAGCCCCAGCCACCCCACUAACACCCACUUCACAUACAGCUUCUCCACGUCAAGCAUCUGGCAUGGAGCGUGAGCGAAAAGUCAGCAUGAGACUGCACCGCGGUGCCCCUGUCAACGUCUCCUCUUCAGAUCUUACUGGCCGGCAAGACACCUCUCGCAUGUCCACCUCACAGAAUAGCAUUCCCUACGAACAUCACGCCAAGUAGACGCUCGCCACAUACUUGUAUGACCGUGGCAACACUGGAUGGUGUCAAGCGCACUGCCUGCUGGUCUCCAUCCUCUAGCUCCUCGAUGAGCCAGUCUCAAGUAGCCUUGCAGUCCAGUCCACGCCCACUGAGACACAAACAGACACUAAUAGUACUACGGCCACUCUGAAUUACUACUGCAACAGCUACCAUGGGAAGCCACCUCACUUCAACCAGCUAACUGGAAGUGCUUUCUUACUGACUGCUCUCAGUACCGUCACCUUAUAUUGUUAACUCUUUCCCCUUAGCCACCCCCAGCCCCUUUUGUUGUUGUUGUCUCAGUCUGAGUGUUGGACUUCAGGACUGUUUUCUGUCCACUUUUGCAGGAGAUAUCCGGACAAGCUGCACUGCCCCUCCCCAAUCAGGUCACACGUUUUUUCUAAGCAUGUCUAAAGACAAUGAUUGUGUCCAGGGCAAACAUGGCAACUUGCUAGUCCUUUCAUUGAUAAUCUACAAACUGUCUUUGAGUCCAACUACAGACUCAAUUGAUGGUUCGCUCAAUGUUUCUACUGUAUUAUCAUGCUAAUCAAUAAAAUGUCUCAUUUUUUUGUAGUAGUAGUAGUAGUUUAAGGGUGUGUAUAGAUAAAUACACACAUGCACACAUACGGUGAAUGUACCAAACAUGCUUUGGUAUUUCAGACGCAGGAGGCUUAUUGUAUUCUCCUUUUCGUUAAAAUGCAUAAUCAUUUCUUGUCCACAGUGCAGUGUUCAGUGGGCCCUGUUCCCUUUCUUAGUGUUGUACCAAACAACUGCACUUUAUGAAGGGUGGCAAGAGCUUCAUUUGACACUUUUGACCAGACUUCUAUUCACUGUGUACAGAUAAAACAUUUUGCGCCAUCUUAUUUGUAUUGUUUUAAAGCUGUGAAAUACUUGCAAUGUAGAUGUGUAAAUAUCUUUGUCUUUGAUUUCCUUCCUUCCGAGUUAGGGAUGAGUCUCGGCGUUCUUUUGAAGCUUUGGUUUAGGAGAGGCCAGCUGCAGCAAGGUUAGGCAGCCCUGAGUGUAGUGUCUACUUGUCGGUGUGUGUCCUGUCACCCCACCCCUGCACUCCCCUCCCUUUUUGUCACAGCAGUGCUAGUCACAGGCACUGUACUGAAUGUGGCCCACUCUUUUUCAUACACUUGGCUGUUAGGGGUACUGUUGUGAGUAUGAGAGUUGAUUUUCCCCUGUGCCCCUUGAGCAAUGCAAGCCUCUAAAAUUUCCACUAUUUGAAAUGACACAUUGUAAAGAACAAAGUUUCAUCUUUUUUGCAGGCUUUCCCAGCAGCAUUACCCCCCCCCCCUCUCAUUUUGGAUACAAAUGUCCCGGACACCUGGCUGUGAGUCACCAUGUCAGUUGAAAUAAUGCCGUCAUUGUUUCUGCUGGCCGCCCUCUAAUUUUUGAUUUUGACAUGUUUUCGGUCAGCAAAUUGAAGAAAAUAAGUAACCGGGCCAGCAACAUUUGUUCUGACAUUUAUAUUUGCCACUGUAUUUGUGUACUUAAAUUGUAAAUAAAUAACUCCUUGUAA
This is a messenger RNA of Phyllopteryx taeniolatus (common seadragon), 3408 nucleotides long. RefSeq names its product casein kinase 1, delta b (gene csnk1db). Gene Ontology annotation, molecular function: ATP binding; protein serine/threonine kinase activity. Gene Ontology annotation, cellular component: nucleus; cytoplasm. Lineage: Eukaryota; Metazoa; Chordata; Actinopteri; Syngnathiformes; Syngnathidae. The record is from RefSeq and is a predicted model, not a curated record. Gene Ontology annotation, biological process: signal transduction; peptidyl-serine phosphorylation; endocytosis. Bases 645 to 1865 code for a protein of 406 amino acids. The transcript has 10 exons.